Colletotrichum navitas is the source of this 796-nucleotide messenger RNA. RefSeq lists its product as uncharacterized. The transcript has a single exon. The record is from RefSeq and is a predicted model, not a curated record. Bases 351 to 602 code for a protein of 83 amino acids. Lineage: Eukaryota; Fungi; Ascomycota; Sordariomycetes; Glomerellales; Glomerellaceae.
CGAGGAGAUGAGAUGCCGCGCCGGGUAGCAGGACGGGACGACGAAAACUCACAGAGACACACACACACACACACACACACCCUUGAUGCCGCUGAUGGUGGUUACAACACCACGAUGCACAAGGUCCAACGUGGGGCUCCCGACUUGUCGGGAUGGUCCCUGAGUUGAGUUUCUAGUUUCGACCGCCAAGAGCCUUGGCCACUGAAAGACGGCAAAGUCAAAAGAGCCGAGCGUUCCAAACUUGGAAAUCCACGACUCGCGCAACGGUCCACUGCAUACGGUCGUUGGGGGUCCGGACAGUGAUAUCCUAUCUGGUAAUACUGACCGCAGUAUCACCGAUUCCCAGCAUCAUGGCUUCUAUCCUGCCGAGACCCAUUUCCACCCAGAUUAGCUGCAACCUCUCCCGCUCUGAAUCGGGCGCAUUUGCUCUCUGGUCGACGAACGUGGACGAGUUCGUCCUUUGUUCUGCCGUGAUUGUGGCGCUGGCACUACGCAUGUUUCAGCCUCCGACCCAACCACCUGGCCACCCGCACAGAACAGGAAGCUUCCGUACCUUUGCGGCGAUGGAAAAUCCCAUCCUUGCGGCAAGACGAAGCGAGUAGGCAAUGGGAGAGUAAUCACCACAGAUGCCCGACAGCAUCGAUAACAGAUCGAUAACAGCUGCCUCCCCGGGGCGGGAGGUCGAACAAGGAUCUAUCUCAUUGUUUCUGUCAGAGCUUACCACAGCGUUUCUCGUGUAUGCACAUCCAUAAGGCACAAAGUCCACGGUUGCGUUGCCAACUCACCAUGCACCGAU